UGUUCUGACGUCACUUGUAUCAAUCUUUUUAGCAUUUUCCUUAUCGAGUCGUUCCACAUCGUUGUUUUCACCUGCUAAAUACUAAAUACUCACAAGGAAUAUAAUGCAAUAUUUGGAGCAUGUUUUUCCCCUCUAGAUACCUAAUUACGCACAAUGCUUUGAAUUGUACCAUUUGGUUUUGCGGCUGGUUUCGAUACAGUGAUUUUUUGCGCGAGUGACUGGCUGCAGUGGAGCGGUUCAUUCAAUACAAGCGCGACACUUGGCGAUGGAGCUGAAACCAUCAGCUACAGAAGCGUAAUCUCUUACAUUGCCAAAAUUACGGGCGGAAUUAAAUACAACUCUCUGUCUCCGGCCUCUCAAAGGAGAGACAGGAGGUUCAUCAUGUCUGCAAAAGAGAGAUUAAAAGGGAAGGUGACCAAAGACAGCGUUACCUUGCUGCCUUGUUUCUAUUUCGUUGAGCUUCCCAUUCUGGCCUCCUCUGUGGUCAGCCUCUAUUUUCUGGAGCUGACAGAUGUGUUCAAACCUGUGCAGUCGGGUUACAGCUGCAAUGACCGCAGUCUGAGCAUGCCCUACAUCGAGCCGGCGCAGGAGGCCAUCCCCUUCCUCAUUCUCUUCAGUCUGGCCUUCGCUGGACCUGCAGCCACGAUAAUGAUAGGAGAGGGUAUCCUGUAUUGCUGUCUGUCCAGGAAAAAGAGUGGGGUCAAAACAGAGGCCAAUAUCAACGCAGCCGGCUGCAAUUUCAACUCGUAUAUACGGCGAGCUGUUCGGUUUGUUGGGGUCCAUGUAUUUGGCUUAUGCAUCACGGCUCUCAUCACUGACAUCAUCCAGCUGUCGACGGGUUACCACGCCCCCUACUUCCUGACAGUGUGUAAACCCAACUACACCACGCUUAACAUGACCUGUGACGACAGCUCCUUCAUCAUAGACGACAUCUGUUCUGAUGGAGCAGACCCAGCCAUCAUCAACGCUGGCAGAAAGUCCUUUCCCUCGCAGCAUGCCACUCUGGCCGCCUUCGCUGCUGUCUAUAUCUCUAUGUACUUCAACGCUACGUUGACGGAAUCCUCCAAGCUGCUGAAGCCCCUGUUGGUCUUCUCCUUCAUCAUGGGUGGCAUCAUCUGUGGGCUCACCCGCAUCAUCCAGUUCAAGAACCACGCCAUCGAUGUCUACUGUGGCUUCCUCAUCGGAGGAGGGAUUGCCGUCUACCUGGGUCUGUAUGCAGUGGGUAACUUCCAGCCCAGUGAGGACACAUCCAGACAGCAGUCCCAGCCUCCCCCGCUUCGCGUGCCCCCCAGGAGCAACACUGUGCCCAACGUCAGCCAGAGUGCCGGCCGCCACCUGCAGCCCAACAGCCUCAACAGCAUGAACAGCCUAAAUAGUGUGAGCACCGCUGACGGCCUCACCGCGGCCCACCCCGAGACCAUCCUGACCCGGGUGCCCUCCUGCCGCGAGUCCAGCUCCCUGAAUAAUCUGAAGAGGGCCAGCGCCGACUUGGAGUGCAUCACCCCGCCGAGUCCCAUGGGUAAACAGGACAGUCUGGUGACCUUUAACAGUAGCACAUUACCCAGGUCACACGGUGGCUCACUACACGAGGAGCACCGCGUCCCGCGCCGCCACGCCAGCAUCCACUCCUCCAUGGACUCCACGCGCUCCAAGCAGCUGCUGUCUCAGUGGAAGAGCAAGAACGAGAACCGCAAGCUCUCCCUGCAGGUGAUGGACAGCGGGGUGGUGGUCGGACGCCACCAUUCAACGUCCUCCUCCUCCUCGCCUCAGAGGACCAUGGAGCUGAGGUGCAGCUCUGAGCCGUCCGCCAUGGGCCUGGAGGCGGAGCUCCGUGCUCAGGGACACAUCCCCGCUCAGUACAUGAAGCUAGCAGCCAGCACUGUGCCGCUGUCCAACCACCUCCCCCACAACGGUGGCAGCAGCGGCCUGGCUGGGGGGGCCCGCGUCUCCAUCCAGUCCCGGCCAGGCUCCUCCCAGCUGGUCCACAUCCCAGAGGAGACGCAGGAGCACGUCAACAGCGGCACCUCCAGUAGGGAGGACGAAGAUGACGACGACAGGGAGGAUAACUAUGGCGGCGGUGGGAUUCCUGGCGGGGGAGGCUCGGUUCGCUCCAAGUGGCUGAAGGAGGGCGCCCCCUGCAGGACUAACAGUCUAACUAACCAGCCACGCAUCAUGCAGGUCAUCACCAUGUCCAAGCAGCAGGGUCUGCUCCAGCACGGCAGCCCCAAGAGCUCUGAGGACGGCAGCGUGGUCAGCUGCACAGGCUCCAUCCGUUACAAGGCCCUGACGGACCAGGAGCCCGGCCAGGGCAUUGUGAGGGUGGAGGCCCACCCAGAGAACAAGCCUGUGAUUAAGCCUCCGGACGGCAGUGGCUCCUGGAGGUGGAAGCCCCAGGAGCAGCGUGGCAGCAUCCGCCAGGCCUUCGAGCUCAACGACCUCAACCGCGACUCGGAGAGCUGCGACUCACUCAAGGACGGCUACGGCUCCUUCGAUGGCAGGAGAAGCCAAACGGGCACCGACACCGGCAGCGAGCAUGGCGGUGGCGGUGGGGCCGCGGGAGGCGGUCACCCCCACGUGCACCACCCUCACUACCACCACCACCACCACCCCCACCAAGGCAUCACCACCAUCCGUGUGACCCCUGUGGAGGGACUAGGAGGAGGCAGCGAGGCCACCUCUGAGACCCUCUCCAUCGCCUCCAGCAGGGAGUCCACCCUGCGGAGAAAAGGCAACAUCAUCCUGCUCCCGGAUAGAGGUCCGAGUCCGGACAACUCCAGGAACUAUUUCAAAGGGACCUCCCCCACACCAACCCCCACCCUGGGACUGGCCCAUAGAGAGUGAACAGCUGCCCCAGACAGCCGUUACCCUUACCAUUCCCCGUUACCGCUCAUGUGGUGGCCCUAUCUGUCCCCCCAUGAGUGGCCUUCCCCCCAUGAGUGGCCUUCUACACUGGAUCUAGUCUGAAGCCCACAAUAGGACCAUUGAACACAUUCAGCUACGGCUGUAUAUUAUCAAAACCAUAAUGGAUUCAGUGGUGUUAGCUGGGCUGGCUUAACUUGUCCAGUGCCAUUCUAAAGGUCAUAGUUCAUUAGCUAGCUCAGUGUGUCUAGUCCAGGAAGGCCACUCUACGGUAUACAGUGUUUCCAUUCUGCAAAAAUUGGAUUUUCUUUUUUUCAGCAGUUUAUUGUUAGACCUGGUUUGAUAGGACCGGACUAACUUUAUUGGUGUGUGUUCUUUGAGAAAAUAUAUUUUAAACAGUGAAUAAUGAAGUAAGCUUUAUGCGCCAGAUUAUUGAGUGCGAACCCUUUACACCUCUUUGUUUGGCUGAAUUCGCUGGUUUUACGCACCAGCCAAGCUUCUGGGAGAGAGCCAUGGUUUUACGCACCAGCCAAGCUUCUGGGAGAGCGACAUGGUUCUCUUUUGAUUCGAAAAUGAAACUCUAUCACACACAAUGGUCCUUUAAGAAUGCAGGAGAUGCUGGAAUAAUCGCUACAAAGUCAUUUUGCGCACACUUUUCAACCCUUAUUUCAUUACAGAAACGUUCAUCCAUUUGACAAGCACAAGUACUAACUCUUUUAAUACAAUGGCUAUAGUGGUUUGAACUUAGAAUUUUAUACUAUUUGUUAUCAACCUGCAAGAGCCUUUGAUGGCAAUGAACCGUGCAAGUUAUUUAUUAAGUUGAUGGACAUUAUGUUUUGUAGGCCUUUUCCAUAGAUGUUCUGUGCUCUUUCUCAGCAGCAUAUAAAUAUCCUUGUGUAAUGUGACCGUGAUUGGGUGUUGCACUGCAUAGCAACGCUGGAGGGGCUUUUCAUAAGAUGACUUUCAUACAUACAGUACCAUGACAAUUGUGAAAAUAAAUGUUUAUAUUUUUUUUGCUAUGUACAUAUUUAUAGUUCUCCGAUUGAUCUGCCAACAAUAUUCAGAUGUCCUCAUUGGCUUAUUACUAAUUAUUGAUAGUCUAUUUUAACAAAGAUGUGUUUAUUCAAUGUUGUUGUUUUUAGAACUUUAGCGGGAUAUGAAUUGGUUUGGCAGGUGAUUUAUAACAGAGCAAUGUUUUAAGAAAUCACCAAAUAUUAUCGCUAGGGUUGCAAAAUUCCGUUAACUUUCCCCAAAUUCCCAGGUUGUCCAGAAAUCCUGGUUGAAUUCCCUCAUGA
Coregonus clupeaformis (lake whitefish) is the source of this 4154-nucleotide messenger RNA. It is a transcript of the gene plppr4a, whose product is annotated as phospholipid phosphatase related 4a. Gene Ontology annotation, molecular function: phosphatidate phosphatase activity. The transcript has 7 exons. NCBI's taxonomy places the organism in Eukaryota, Metazoa, Chordata, Actinopteri, Salmoniformes, Salmonidae. The record is from RefSeq and is a predicted model, not a curated record. Bases 382 to 2841 code for a protein of 819 amino acids. Gene Ontology annotation, biological process: phospholipid dephosphorylation; signal transduction; axonogenesis.